This is a messenger RNA of Engraulis encrasicolus (European anchovy), 2092 nucleotides long. RefSeq names its product phenylalanyl-tRNA synthetase subunit beta (gene farsb). Gene Ontology annotation, cellular component: cytoplasm; phenylalanine-tRNA ligase complex. The record is from RefSeq and is a predicted model, not a curated record. Gene Ontology annotation, molecular function: ATP binding; RNA binding; magnesium ion binding. Bases 40 to 1809 code for a protein of 589 amino acids. The transcript is spliced from 17 exons. Gene Ontology annotation, biological process: phenylalanyl-tRNA aminoacylation. Lineage: Eukaryota; Metazoa; Chordata; Actinopteri; Clupeiformes; Engraulidae.
UCCUUCCUCAUACGGAUUAGUUGAUCUGAGGUGGACAACAUGCCGACUGUCAGCGUGAAAAGGGAUCUUCUUUUCCAAGCCUUGGGGAGAUCAUACACUGAUGAGGAGUUUGAUGAACUCUGCUUUGAGUUCGGGCUGGAGCUCGACGAGAUUACGUCUGAGCGUGAGAUCCUGAGUCGUGAGCAGGGUGGUGACAAGGCGGGGGGAGCGUCAGACGUGGUGCUCUACAAGAUCGACGUCCCGGCCAACCGCUAUGACCUGCUGUGUCUAGAGGGACUAGUCAGGGGCCUGCAGGUCUUUAAACAGAGGAUUGAGGCUCCUCGCUAUCAGCGUGUGAAGGCUGCGGGUGGAGAAACCCAGAAGUUGAUCAUCACGAAAGAGACUGCGUCGGUGCGUCCCCAUGCUGUGGCUGCCGUGUUGAGGAACAUCAGCUUCACUCAGGAGAGAUACGACAGCUUCAUCGAACUCCAGGAGAAACUCCACCAGAACAUCUGCAGGAAGCGUACCCUGGUUGCCAUAGGAACUCAUGACCUGGACACCAUCAGUGGGCCAUUCACCUACACGGCCAAGGCCCCCGGCGACAUCCUCUUCACGCCACUCAACCAGACCAACCAAUACACCGCCACACAGCUCAUGGCCCUCUACAAGACAGACAGCCAUCUGAGACACUAUCUCCACAUCAUCGAGGAGGAACCCCUUUACCCAGUCAUUUACGACAGCAACGGAGUAGUACUCUCCAUGCCUCCCAUCAUCAAUGGUGACCAUUCCAAAAUCUCCCUCAACACAAAAAAUGUUUUCAUCGAGUGUACGGCCACAGAUGUCACAAAGGCAAAGAUUGUGCUGGACAUGAUGGUAACCAUGUUUAGUGAAUACUGUGCAGAGCCCUUCACUGUGGAGGAGGCUGAGGUCAUCUAUCCUGAUGGACGGAGCUGUGUGUACCCUGACUUGGCCUACAGGACAGAGACUCUUUCUGGAGAUUUUAUCAAUCGCAAAGUUGGCAUUAAGGAGUCUUCUGAGAACAUCGCUGCGCUGCUGACGCGCAUGUGCCUGAAGUCGGCGGUGAGCGGACGGGGCGAUGAAAUCACGGUGGAGAUCCCGCCCACCCGCUCUGAUGUCAUCCACGCCUGUGACAUCAUGGAGGACGCCGCCAUAGCCUACGGAUUCAACAACAUCCCCCGGACCACGCCCAAGACGUACACCGUGGCCAAUCAGCUCCCACUAAAUAAGCUGACAGAGCUGUUGAGGACGGACCUGGCGGCAGCUGGAUUCACUGAAGCUCUCACCUUCGCCCUGUGUUCUCAGGAGGACAUAGCAGAUAAGCUUGGGAAGAACAUUAAGGAUGUGAAUGCGGUCCACAUCUCCAACCCCAAGACUGCAGAUUUCCAGGUGGCACGUACCACUCUGUUGCCCGGGUUACUGAAGACUCUGGCUGCCAAUCGAAAGAUGCCCCUCCCCCUCAAACUCUUUGAGAUCUCAGACGUCGUACUCAAGGACAGCAGCAAAGAUGUCGGUGCGCGCAACAGCAGGCGUGUGUGCGCGGUGUUGUGUAAUAAGAGUCCCGGGUUCGAGGUGAUCCACGGCCUAUUGGAUCGCAUCAUGCAGCUGCUGGAAGUCCCGCCCACCCGUGACAAUGGAUACCACAUCCAGGCAGCAGAGGACUCCACCUUCUUCCCGGGUCGCUGUGCGGAGAUCUUUGCGCGCGGGCAGAGCGUCGGACGCCUCGGGGUCCUUCACCCGGAUGUGAUUGGCCGCUUCGACCUGACGCUGCCUUGCUCCGCCCUGGACCUGGACAUCGAGCCCUUCCUCUGAAACCAUGGCAACGGUCCCUUGGACACGCCCCCUAACACGCCCUCCCACCCACCGCGCUCAGGCUGUCAGCUCAUUGGCUCUGGGCAUCUGCCACUCAGGCAGCGGACGGCUCUGAUUUGGCUCUUGCUGUUUAAAACACCGCCAGGACCCUUUAAAGGCGGCUGUGGCAGAUGCCUGUGUGAACGGAGAAAACCUGUGUGCGCUUGUGUGUGUGUGUGUCUCCACAUACAUUUUUCUUACAGUCAUCUUGUAACAAAACAAUAAAGUCAACCUUUUCCUUAAA